AUGAACGAGGAAGAGCUAGCGCAAGGGGUAUCGUCUGAGCUUGUCUUGAGCGUGCUGAGGAAUUGUCCUGGCGGCAGCAUCACUGCUAUUUAUCUCUCGAGAUGUAGGGAUGUUGCCUUUGUCGACGACUGCCUGUCCUUCCCGAAUCCGUCCCGCCGUCAGACCACAACCUGUUGCCAUGGCUCAUCCUUGAGUCGAGGUGGUGACACCCCACCUGGCCGCGUCCAACUACAUUGCUACGAUCCACAGAUGACUUUCAUUCUGACGCUAAAGCAAUGCGGAGACGGGCUGCAAUGGCACCCUAGGCCGUGCCGGCGUUUCCAGGUGCAGAAAGUUAUCACAUCUGCUAAGGGAUCAACGGGUCGUGGCUUUCUGAACCUCGUCGACCUAUGUCUGGGCUUGAAAACCCCUCAGAUUCCUAGUCGCAUCGCUCAGCUUGACCGAUGGGCUUCUGCGCCCUCUCGCCUCCACUCAACGUCGCAGCCAUCCCUCUUGGCCGACACCGAAGAUGCCGGUCUCUUCUCGUGCAGGUUGGAGGCAUCGUCGGCCAGUCACCUUAUCUGCUCAUGCUGCAAGAACCGGUCUUGGGCACCCCCUCCGGCCCUUCACUCCCGCCGCUUGAUUGGAAGGCUAGUCAUCAGCGCAUGCAUAUUGCAAUCCGCCGUCAGUCCUCUUCCUUCAGCUGAUCAGUGGCUCCACUCAACGGUUGGCUUUUCCCGCGCCCGGCCUAUCGUUAGCAUGCUAGGCCAUGCACGCUGA
Plenodomus lingam JN3 is the source of this 759-nucleotide messenger RNA. The record is from RefSeq and is a predicted model, not a curated record. Lineage: Eukaryota; Fungi; Ascomycota; Dothideomycetes; Pleosporales; Leptosphaeriaceae.